Molecule: messenger RNA, 3249 nt
Organism: Varanus komodoensis (Komodo dragon)
Lineage: Eukaryota; Metazoa; Chordata; Lepidosauria; Squamata; Varanidae
Gene: PRKAR1B
Product: protein kinase cAMP-dependent type I regulatory subunit beta
Exons: 11
Coding region: 121-1266 (381 amino acids)
Biological process (GO): regulation of protein phosphorylation
Cellular component (GO): cAMP-dependent protein kinase complex
Molecular function (GO): cAMP-dependent protein kinase regulator activity
Source: RefSeq, a predicted model, not a curated record
CGGCCAGCGGCGGGGGGGAGGGAGAGAAGGCGCUGCACUGCGGAAGAGCAGGACCGGAGAGGAAGAGGGGUCGCCCGAUCCCUCGGCCCCCAGGUUUGUCGUCUGUUUACACUCACCAAGAUGGCUUCUUCUUCCUCCUGCAAUGUGGAAGAUGACGAGAGCCUGAAGGGAUGCGAACUCUAUGUUCAGAAGCACAACAUCCAGCAAAUUCUGAAAGAGUGCAUUGUGAACCUCUGCAUUGCCAAACCGGAUCGGCCAAUGAAGUUCUUGCGGGAGCACUUUGAGAAACUGGAAAAGGAAGAAUGCAAACAGAUCCUGGCCUGGCAAAAAUCCAAUUCGCAGUCAGAUUCCCAUGAUGAUGAGAUUUCUCCGCCGCCUCCAAAUCCAGUGGUCAAGGCCCGGCACAGAAGGGGAGGCGUCAGUGCUGAGGUGUACACCGAGGAAGACGCUGUUUCUUACGUCAGGAAGGUGAUUCCCAAGGACUAUAAGACCAUGACGGCUCUGGCUAAAGCCAUCUCCAAGAAUGUGCUCUUUGCCCACCUGGAUGACAAUGAGAGAAGUGACAUCUUUGAUGCCAUGUUCCCGGUUACGCACAUAGCUGGGGAAACUGUCAUCCAACAGGGAGAUGAAGGGGACAAUUUUUAUGUGAUCGAUCAAGGAGAAGUAGAUGUGUACGUGAAUGGAGAAUGGGUCACGAGCAUCGGAGAAGGAGGCAGCUUCGGAGAGCUCGCCCUGAUCUAUGGGACGCCAAGAGCCGCUACGGUCAAAGCCAAGACGGACCUCAAGCUUUGGGGCAUUGACAGAGAUAGCUACAGACGCAUUUUAAUGGGGAGCACACUGAGAAAGCGGAAGAUGUAUGAAGAAUUCCUCAGCAAGGUUUCCAUUUUGGGAUCGCUGGAUAAGUGGGAGCGACUGACGGUGGCCGAUGCACUCGAACCUGUCCAGUUUGAAGAUGGAGAGAAGAUCGUUGUCCAGGGACAGCCGGGGGACGACUUCUUCAUCAUCACAGAGGGCACCGCCUCUGUGCUUCAGCGCAGGUCUGAUAAGGAAGAGUAUGUGGAAGUUGGGCGGCUUGGGCCAUCGGAUUAUUUCGGGGAGAUCGCCCUGUUGCUCAACAGGCCUCGGGCCGCCACCGUGGUGGCCCGCGGGCCCCUGAAGUGUGUCAAGCUGGACCGCCCUCGCUUUGAACGAGUCCUCGGCCCUUGCUCAGAAAUCCUCAAGAGGAACAUCCAGAGAUACAACAGUUUCAUCUCCCUGACUGUUUAAGCGAUUCCCGUCACUGCCUUUUAUGUUAAAACCUGUGCACUUAAAAUCCAACCCGUGACGUUCCAUAGUGUGCAAAGAGAACAACCGAUGCGCCCAUUUUUAUGUAUGGUUUUCCUUCCCGCGUUCAUGUCAGGUGCACGCCGUAUCGAGUUGUUGUUUGUCGUUAAAAGGGUCGUGAGUGGAGAUUUGGAGCAGAGCAGCUGUAGGGAACCGUUUGGAGUCUUUUGUGCAAAUGACAUUCCGGAUUGUCUUUAUCAGUGAGUCGUUGUGAUGUUUAAUAAUAUUAUUUUAAACAUUUAAAAGCCAGGCUAAUUUAACGGAGGUUUGCUGGAAAGUCAUUUGCCCAUGUUUCCUGAAAACAAAUACUGAGCAACUUGGAUAGGCGUGCUUAAACCGGCCUGUCAGAGAGUUGUGGAGCAGAAGGGCACCUCAGAGACCAUCUAGUCCAACCGUCCCUAUUCAGUGCCGGCUCUGUAUUGCAGGAUUCAGCUGCAGUGUCGUGACAGGCAGUCAUCCUGCCUCCAUUUAAGUACAUCCAGUAAAGGAGAACCCACCAUCUCGCAAGAACAUCUUCUCCACUGCGGAAGAGCUCUUACGCAUGGGUCAUUUUUCUUCCUGGUUAGCUAAAAUCUAUUUCCCUGCAAUUUCCACUCCUUGCCUCUAGUCCUGGCCUGUGGUGUGACCGAGAACCCACCUUCUGCAUGACAGCCUGUUAGAUAUUUGAAGGCUGCUGUUCCAUCUCCCCUUAAUCUUCUUCUUCUCCAGGCUAAGCUUACCCGCCUCUUCAAGCAUUCCUGAUCAGUCAAACCGUCCAGAGCCCUCAUGCCCUGGCUCCUCUUCUCUAGACACGUGCCAGCUUGUCCCCUUUUAUGGGACUGGAGGCUUCCAAGGCCUUGCAUGUCACAGAAGGACAAUCUAACAUGAAAGCGGGAUUCUAGUAAUCAGUGGAGCCGGAUGGUGGCAAGGAGUGGCUUGCCCACAAAUCCUUUGGAAGUCACCUAACCCUUACCUCUGCCUGGCUGGGGGUGAUAUUCAACGCAGAGAGCUGAGCCAACGUGGGCUUCUCCCUUGGACCGCAUCUGCCUGCAAAGUGCCCAUCAGCGUGGAAAGACUCAGGCGGGUCUGUGAAGGCUCCUUUUGGGGCACCCUGCCUGCUUAGGGCGGCUGGAACGCAGUCACCCUGGAGGGCAGGGAAAUAGAUUUCUUGGGCUGCAGCUGGCUUGGAAAUCCAGCACCGGGGCUGCGUGUGUGACCAUGGCCAGAAGGAAAUAUUCUGCCAUUGAAGAAAGCACAGCUUCUUAUUGUCGUGGCUUUGUUCAGCAGAGGAAGGAAGGCAUUUUGAGGGAGAUAGAACUGGCUCACCUAGGCCGAGACUGCUUAAGCCCAACUAGAGGCAGCUGGUAGCAACUGCCUUCCCCCAGUGUGUCAGUGGUGCAGCUAGAUCAUUUUAAGACCAGAACAUCAUGUUCUUAUGGGGGACCCCUUUCGAAUCCAUGCGUAUGACUCUAGUUGCUAACUAAAGCCAGUGGGUCAGGUGCUGGCAUGGGGGACACUUGCCAAGGGUCGCUCUCCAGGAGCACCCCACUGAUGGUCCUGUGCCACUGACGAUCACCCGCCGGUUCUGUGCCUCUCCUUCCCCACUGCAACCUGAUGCUUGGAACAACGACAAAGCUUCUCAUGGAUUCCUCGGCUACUAGCUGAUGUGAAUCCUACUUUGAGUAGACCCACUGAAAGAAAUGGCACUUAGUCAUUUACUUCAAUGGGUCUAGUCUAAGUCACACCGACAUUGGUUAGCACCCAGAACUUCACAAAAUGUGACGGUUUUGAAAGAACUGGUUCCUGUUUUUCACACUUGCAAAAUUUGCAAAAGUGAGACUUUUUGCUGGCGCCUGGUCCCUUUUGCAGCCCGAUCAUGGAUGCACUAACCAUUUGCAUCAUGUUCCAGUUCAAAUCUGAUGCUUAACAAGAAGGAAAUUGGUUGGA